AUGGAAGAAAUUACAAGUUGUCAAUUAUAUUUUGAUACACGCAUUGCUAGCGGUUUUAAUCAGGAGUCUUUGUUCUGUUAUUCUGUUUCAAUUGGAAUUGUGCUCGGGCUGGUUUAUGGCUCUAUUGCUCCGUGUCUCGCUGCUGCUGCUAUGAUGCUAAAUCACUACACUUUCAUAGGAGUCAAGGAAAAUGCUACCCAAGAUGAAAUUAAAAAAGCAUAUAAAAAAUUGGCAUUGAAACAUCAUCCAGAUAAAUCUAAAGCUCCAGAGAGUGAUGAGAUAUUCAAGAAAUUGGUGGAAGUUUAUGAUGUUCUAACAAAUCCUCAGAAGAAAAAGGAAUAUGACUUAUCUUUAACUCAACUGAUGUCCGUCGCACCUCAAUUUAAAAGACAAGGCCCUAGUCCUGGUCCUGGUCCAAGAUCUUAUCCUCCUCCUCCUCCUCCUCCGAACACAUUCACACAUACAGAGUCUCAUCAAUAUGGUGGUUAUACAAGAGGUCCUUAUAAUCAUAAUGCUCAAUAUAAUUUUCCCCAUCAACGUCAUGGUGGUCCAGCUUUCCCUGCUCCACCUCCUUCUGCAUCAAAUUCAAGAAAUUUUAAUACUUCGGGUUCUGUUCCAAGACAACCACCAAGUGCAAAUAAUAAUAAAUUCACACAUGAUGAUGAUGAUUUUGAUUUUGCAUAUAGAAGAAAUCAACAAACUCAUUAUGAUUCUUUUUCAAAUAAUAAAACUUAUUUUACAUCUUCUAAAACUUCAUACAAUUCAACAAAUGGUGCUUCACCUGGUUAUGUUAGAAAUGGAAGUACUUUCAAUAAAGCAGGGCAUAAUAAUAAUAAUAAUAAUAACAAUAGCAAUAACAAUACUGGUGGUAAAUUUUUCAAAAAAAGAAAUCAACCCAAUUAUACAACUUCACACACACAAUAUUCACCGGAUGGAAAUAUACCUCCUCAUAAUGUGAGGGUACCGAACAAUGGAGCUCCACCAUCUAGAUUUCAUCCAUCAAACCUUCCACCAAAUCCAAUGCGUCCUUUUAUUCCACCGCCAUUUAUUCCACCACAUGCAAAUGGACCAUCUCCUCAACAACCUCCAUCUGCAAAUUCAUCAUUUAGAUAUACACAAGGUUCAACUUCAGUUCCAUCAGUUCCUGUGGAUCCAUUACCAAAUUCAUGGCAAAAACAAAAAACUAAUUUUAAAACUUCAUAUGUACCUUCAUCAUCAUCACCUGGUGGAAAUAUUCAUCAAAAUUCACAUCAUCCAUCACCACCUCAAUCAAAUGCAAAUACAUCUUCUAAAUCACAACGGCAACAACAGCAACAGCAACAACCUCCACAACCUCCACCUCAAUCUGAUAUUCCAAUUUAUCCAACUAAUAUGGAAAAACCACCUACAAAAGAUAAUCCAGGUCCAAAUUCAGGUCCAAACCCAAUAUCAGAUUUAACUUCAAGUGCAAGUUCAAAUUCUAUUCCAAAGAAACCCCCACGUACUACUUUAUCAAUUAAUGAAUUAUUUGAAAAUAUGUCAAAUCCUUCAAAAAAUCAAUCAACACCUCUGAAAUUUGAAUUUGAUAAUAUUGAUAUAUCAACUAAAUCAACUCCAAGAAAUAUUAGAACACAAAAUAAAUAUGUUAAUAGAAAUGAAAGAUCUGGUAUACCUUCAAAUUCAAGAUCUCCAUCAUUGAGUAAUGGAACAAAUUCAGGUUCAAAUACUCCAAAAUUUCAAACUGCUUCUGGUCGUCCUCCAAGAACUUCAUUAGAAGAAUCAAAUAAAUUUGAAUAUAGAUUUGAAGAAACUAGAGAAGAUGAAGGUAAUUUUGAAGAUGAAGAAUCAGAAGAUGAAUUAGUUGAAAUUGAUGAAUCAACAUUCCGUUCAAAUGGUCCACCAAAUUUUAAAAAACAAAAAACUCAAAGUAAUUCACCAUCACCACCUCCAGCUGAACCACCUUCAAGAAAUCGUCCAAAUUCAUCAGCAUCAUCAACAGGAGGAGGAAUAAACUCAAUGAAUUUUGAUGAUUUUAAGAAAACAACACCAUUAACUCAAACAAAUGGUAAUUUUGAAAUGAAAGGUUUUACAAGAGCUUUAGAAGAAUCAAAUGAAGAUUUAAAUGAAGGUAAAAAACUGAAAAAGCAAAGAAAUUCAAAUGUACCAAGAUUAGAAAAUGAAAUGUUGGGAAUUGAAGAAUUUCAACUUUAUAAAUUACCUGAACCUUCAAAUAUAAUUAAAGAUUUAAAUGAUUGGCAACGUUAUCGUCGUGAAUUUGAUGAAUUUCAAACUAGAGCUAUUAAAUUAAAAGGAUUUUUAUCAAGAUAUCUUGAUUUAAGAGUUAAUAAAGAUCAAGAAUUUACAAAUUUUAUAUUUAAAUCAAGUUUUAAUAUGGAUCUUUAUGAUUAUGGUUUACAAAAAGAUAAUGCAGUUGCAGUUCAUUUAGUUGAAUUAAAUCAAUCAAUUACAAGAGUUAUGCGUGAAUAUCAAGACUUGAAAUCUAGAUUUCCAAAACAUUGA
Messenger RNA from Hansenula ciferrii, 2499 nucleotides. RefSeq names its product Cell surface glycoprotein. The record is from RefSeq and is a predicted model, not a curated record. Gene Ontology annotation, biological process: protein refolding. The transcript has a single exon. Bases 1 to 2499 code for a protein of 832 amino acids. Lineage: Eukaryota; Fungi; Ascomycota; Saccharomycetes; Phaffomycetales; Wickerhamomycetaceae. Gene Ontology annotation, cellular component: cytoplasm.